This is a messenger RNA of Aspergillus ibericus CBS 121593, 2073 nucleotides long. RefSeq names its product amine oxidase. Gene Ontology annotation, molecular function: oxidoreductase activity. Lineage: Eukaryota; Fungi; Ascomycota; Eurotiomycetes; Eurotiales; Aspergillaceae. The coding region runs from base 361 to 1734 and encodes 457 amino acids. The record is from RefSeq and is a predicted model, not a curated record. The transcript has a single exon.
UGUUAUGUGCCACUGUAGCACAAUCAGCUCAUCCUGACAUGCAGUAAAGACCCGCAAGGUAGAUUGACUCCCACAGAAGAAUACACCUGUAGUCUGAUUGAUCUGGUGCUCACGAAGCGGAACCAGGUACCAGGCACCCCUGUGUGUCCAUGUUUCACAGCAGGUAGUGGAUCUCAUGAGGGUCUCAUAUGAUUAUCUGCCAGUCAUAAGGAUGCUUAAUCCUCCCAACGGAGAUUCGAAGGCGUCAUAUAAGUAAGCCGGGCAAGUGCUCACUGACUCCUGCCGAUAGCCAUCCAAGGCACCUGCUACCAUAUCAGCCACCCAAAGUUCAUCAUCGAAGCCUGAAUUCUAGUGAUCCUGAUGGUUCGCUUCCCCAUAUUAACCCUCGUAGGCUUCCUAACAGCCGCCGCCCUCCCCUCAACGUCCCCUCUCGAGACAAUCACCUGCGACAUCUGCAUCCUCGGAGCCGGAAGCUCAGGGAUAUACAGUGCUGUGCAACUGAAAGAUGCAGGCAAGCGAGUGGUAGUGGUGGAGCCCAACAACCGCCUGGGAGGUCACACGGAGACGCUCUACCUCCCAGACGACAACUAUGUCGACUACGGCGUGGAAGGGGUCUUCAACGAUGAGGUAUCCAGGAACUAUUUCAGACGGCUCGGAGUAGAAUGGAAGAGAUUGCUUCCGUUGAAUAAAAGAACCGACCAUGUCGAUUUCACAACUGGCGAAUGUGUGGAUCCUCCGGCGAACACUAUUCAUACGCUCCUGGCAACGUUUGAAUACCGCUCAGCAAUCAAACACUGGACAGGUCUCUUGAAAGGGGUUUACGAUCUCCCUGACCCCGUGCCCGAGGACCUGAUCCGACCAUUUGGGGAAUUCGUUGAGAAAAACUCCCUCGAGGACGCGGUGCCGAUGGUCUUUUUCUUCGGCCAGAAUGUAGGAAACCUCCUCGAAAUGCCCACCCUCUAUGCCAUCCAAAACUUUGGAGUUUCACACGUCGACGCUCUCGUGAGGGGGUACAUUACCCCCCGGAACGGUGUAUACGAGCUGUAUCGAGAGGCAGGGAGAAUUCUUGGCCCAGAUGUCCUGCUGCAGACGACAGUGGUCGAUACGAAGCGGUCUGAUUCCGGGGUGGAGCUGACGGUGCAGCAUGCGAACGGCACCCGCAAACUCAUCAAGGCCCGGAAUCUCCUGAUAUCAUUCCCCCCAAUCAUGGAAAAGCUCCGAGGUUUUGAUCUGGACGAGACAGAAACGGAAAUGUUUCAGAAAUGGUUUUGGAGGACAUACUAUGUCGCCGUGCUCAACAAUACCGGGAUCCCGGAUCGGAUCUAUGUCUCCAAUACGGACCCGAACACUGGCCCAGGGAAUCUGCCUCGCAUGCCCUUUGAUUACCUGCUGCAGUACAUGGGGGCCCCCGGGCAUCCAACUAGCAAGAUAGUGGGUGACAUGAAUUUCACUGCGGAGGACGCGAAGAAUCUCAUGGCGUCGGACUUUGCUCGCAUGAAGGCCAAGGGCACAUAUCCGAUCGAAGACCCUCAAAUCGUGGCGUUUGGUGACCACUCGCCAGAAACCCUGAUGGUUUCGCCAGAGGACAUUCGUAAUGGUUAUUAUCGGAAGUUGUAUGCCUUGCAGGGCAGACGGAGCACGUAUUACACAGGUUUGACAUUCUGUUCGGAUUACUCGUCAUUGUUAUGGGCCUAUUCCGAUACAGUGAUUGACAAGAUGAGAUGGGGGAUGUAACAUACGCUGUCUGUAGCCUGGUGGUAAUUCCUGCUGGACGAGUCACUUUUACGUUCAUCUAGCAACAGUUCAAAAUCUCAAAUAUUUCGUGCGAGUAGAAUUUCAGAAGCGCUUCUGAGCUUCUCUCAGACUUUAGCAUCCGCAAGGAACCCGGGUGCGUAUUGUGGCGUUUGGUUUUGGAGUGGUCUUGCUUGUCGUUUCAGCCAGCGGGACAUGAAAAUUUGAGAGGAUUGAGUAUCCGAAAAUAGACGUGGGAAUAGAAUUCUGGCCGUUGCUUUGGUAAAUGACGUCCAUGCAAGUGAUGAGCUCGGAAUCUAGUACUCUUGCGGCAUCAAUAAC